AUGAGCGACGAUCUAGAUCGAAAUUCUCAGGCUUCUCUUCUGGAUCCGCCCUUACGGUCCAAGAGCUUCUUUUCCAAAUCAAUCAAGAAAAUCACCAGGACAGCCUCCAGAUUGAAUCUAGCCGCUGACCACCAGCUACCGUCUGGAAUCGUGCUGCCGUACUCGCGUACAUCCACCUCGGACACAGAUUCCGACUUCCAUGCCAUCAGAUACGAGUCUGUGAAUGAUUCCGUUGGGCCCACUCAUGUCCGUCACCUACCUCGGGUAUCUACCAAUAACAGCCGACACUUUGGAUCGCUGGCAGCGCUGGGACCCCCGCUGCCCCAGCGUCUCCUGAUGAGCUCGGAUGGCGAGUUUUCGCCCGUCAAUAGGGUUUCUGCCGAGAAAGUUUAUCUGUCUUCCCCCAAGAACUCGACUCUCCAUACUCAACUCAAUGGGGCCAUCUAUGGAGGGUCAGAUAACCAUAGUGCAUCAAGUCUCAGCUCAUUGGACCCCAAAUCGAGAACUCAAAGUGGUACUGAAGCAAGUAGGGCUCCCAUGUCUGUCUCUCAAGGUGCUCGAUCUGCCUCCGGGGGUUCAGCGGGCUCACAGGUAGAAUUGGAGCCUCCUAUGCCGUUUUUUGCAGGUCUACCGAAGCCAAAAGCUUUAGAAGACAGAGAUCUAAUGCCACCACCUCGGAGACAGUCGAGCAUUCUUUCUCAAGGCAAGCAGCUUACAACUAGUGCAACUAUCCAGUCUUUCAAUAUGGUUGCGUCCAAUAUCAACUCUAUGCCGCGUGUAGAAGUGGUGGAUGCAUUGUUUGAGAUCCUCCUUUCGUCUCGUGUAUUCCCCGAGCAGUCUUUCCAGAACAUAUCCACCAAAAGGAAGUGGGAACUUCUUCUCAGUGAAAACGAGACUAACACCAAGUUUGACUUAAAGUCACUCACUAGGUCAGUAUCUCUGAAUUUUGUCAAGAAGACUCAGGAAGCUUCUAAUACUGUUCCCAGCUUGUCCAGAUCGUCAUCCAAUACUCAGAAACCACGAAAGCUCUCCGAGAACUCAAGAAGAGGCAGUAAUUCCUUUGCAGCUAACGUCAGCAACAUGAUGCCCAAAAAGUUCUCCUUGAAAGAAGGCUCGCCUUCGUGGAUUGUGCAGAAGAUCAUGAACAAUAGUCUUGCCACGAAAGGGUAUAGGAAGGUUCUCAAAAAACUAGAAAGCAAGUCUAGUCGAGGAUGGAUCCAAGAGUUCAAGGAGGCACAAGGAGAGAGUGCUCUUUCUGCUGUCCUUCAGAAUAUCAAUCGUCAAAGUAUCAAAUCAAAUGAUGCCAUUGAUAGAGAACAGCUCAUUUGUCAAUGCUUAAGAAUAUUGUUGACUACCAAUUACAAGGAAGAAGGAGAUGACUACUUUGAUGCUGAUAAUACUUCUAUGAUUUCCUCAACAACGAAAUCCAUUGCAAGAAUCCAUGGCAUCAAGUCCAUCAUGCUUUCAUUGAUUUCACCAAGCUUAAACACCCGAUUGAUUGUCACAGAAAUUUUGAUUUAUUUGACUCACUACGACAGAUACGACUAUUUUCCGCACAUACUAGAAGGAUUUGUCACCGUUCAAGAUACUGUUGGUGAUUUCGUUAAAUUUCAGCCUUGGUUGACUAAUUUUGAGACCGCAAUAGACCAGCAUCUUACCUAUGGAACCAAGUUUGACAGCAGCUUCAAGAAUUAUGUUGUCACUACUCUUAUUUUUAUCAAUAUGAUGAUGAGGAAGUGCGAGAGGACCAGGGAUAGAGCAAACAUGCGAAGAGAACUUGCUGACUCAAGACUCAAUACUAUAUUUGAGAAGCUAUUCCAGAUGAAGGAUGAGAGUAUCCAGCAGCAGAUUGAUGAGUUCAAGCUAUUGGCUGAUGAUAAUGUAUCCGGACUUUGGGCAAACAAUAAUUUGCACAUGUGGGAUGACAGACCUGAGUUCACAACUCUUGAUGAUGUGCUUGAAAAAGUCAAAGAGGAGUUUAACCAGGGUGAGGAUGAGUCGAUAGACGACGAACUGCUGAGAGUGGAUAGACUCAAGUCUAUCCUUCUCAAGCUCAUAAUGAUCAAUUCCGGACGUGAUUCGAACCAGGCUCUUCGGCUUCUCUCAUUAUUUGAUGCGGUAUUGGUACAUAUAAUUGCCGAGUCAACUAUUGUGGGGUCCGAUGCCGAAUCAGUACUAAAUAUAACCAUUCAGCGUUUGAUGGAUCAGUUGGAGACUUCAGACACAGCUCAAAGAGCCAUGUUGGAGACUAUGGAAUUAAGAGAUACCAUUCAAGCUAUCACCGCAGAGAAAGAAAUUUUGGAACAAGAACUUGGCAUGGGAGCCAAUGUAACUAUCGAGAAGUUUAAACAAGAAUGUGUGAGCAACCAGGAGAUUAUGAAAAUGCAAAAGAGUCAAAUCAUACAUUUGCAGAAUCAAAAGAAGAGACUUGAGGAAGAACUUUCGAGACUGAAGAAAAUCGAUGCUCCAAGCACUCACUCAGUUUACCAGUCCAUGAAUAAUUCCGGAUCCUCUUUGACUGCCUUCGGUUCACCAGGACAUAUACCUCAAAAGAUCUCAAGUGGCGACAGGGCUAUAUAUGUUGAUGAGCUCGAGGCCAGCUUACAAGCAAAGGUUCCAAAGCAAAUUGCUCUCAAGAAAUCCAAACCCAUUGGAAGCCUCAACAUAUCAAAAUGGAUUCCUAACCAAGAGGUGGAAUUGUGCAGCGAUUCAGAAACUGCUACAUCAUCGAAGAGUAUUGCUAGAUCCCAUACUCCUCCAAUUGGACAAUGGUUUGGAAAGAAUUCGAAAGAUACCAAAUCUACUUUUCAAGGAGCGGAAGAAGUUGCUUCCCUUUCAGAGAGCCUGUCCCAUGCACCUCCUCCACCACCUCCGAUUCCCAAUAAUCUCAAAAGUAGUGGUGUGCCAACGCCUCUACCGCCAUUAGCACCGUCAUUGCCAGAUCUGCUUUUCGAAAUCUGCAAACAAUGGGCAAUCACCACCAGCACCACCACCGCCACCACCAUUGCCGGGAUUCUCGUCAGCAGAAUCUGGCGCUCUGCCACCUCCACCACCCCCUCUUCCAAGCCUGUUACUAGGAGGAAAGAUGGCCAUUCCACCACCACCACCACCCCCUCUUCCAAGCCUGUUACUAGGAGCGAAGAUGGCCAUUCCACCACCACCACCACCGCCGCCACCGCCAUUCCCAAUGGCUGGCAAGAAUCCGAUGCCACCACCACCACCACCUCCAUUAUCAGCAAUUUUGAAGAUAAUUCGACAGACUUAGCGCUUCUUUCGGACUUACAGAACGAUAAGGAGAACAUGAAUACCGAGAACGAAGUGCCACCUGAGCUGAUUAUUAGACCAAGAGCCAAGUUGAAGCAAAUGCAUUGGAACAAAAUAGACGAUAUUGACAAAACUUUCUGGAGUACAAUUUCCAAUAAUGAAGUUUUUGACCGUCUUCAUCAAAAGGGUAUUCUUACCGAAGUCGAGAAGGCUUUUGCGGCUAAGGAAGUCAAUAUCAAGAAGAAGAAUGAUGCAAAUAUGGCUAUCAGGGCCAAGGUGAGUAAGGUCUCGCUUUUGCCAAGAGACCUUGCUCAGCAAUUCGGAAUCAAUUUACACAUGUUCAGCAAUUUGAGUGUCGGGGAAUUAAUAAAGAAAAUCCUAUCGUGUGACGAGAAAAUCCUCGAGAACACAAGCGUUUUGGAAUUUUUCAACAGGGACGGUUUGAACGAGAUGCCUGACUCUGUGGUGAGGAAUUUUCAACCGUACUCAAUUGAUUACGCCCGACCAGAGGUGAAGCCACAGAAGCCUUCCGAUGACUUGGAGAGACCUGACAGAAUAUUUCUCGAGAUUUUCAAUAUGCGUGAUUACUGGAAGUCUAGAUCACGAGCACUUUUGAUAAUGCAAACGUAUAAGAAGGAUUAUCGUGACUUGGUUGAGAAACUUGAUUUGCUUGACAAAGCCACCGAAAGCAUCAAAUCCAGUGAAAGUUUAAAGCAGGUUCUUGGAAUUAUUCGAUCAGUUGGAAAUUUCAUGAAUGACACAUCAAAACAAGCGAUGGGUUUCAAGCUUGACACCUUGCAGCGUUUGAAAUUCAUGAAGGAUGAUACGAACAAGAUAACCUUCUUACAUUACGUGGAAAAGAUUGUGAGAAAUAAUUUUGCUGAAUAUGGAAGUUUUGUUGACGAGUUGUCGGUUUUAAACCUUUUGCAUAAUAUUUCCGUCGAGCAAAUCGAGUCUGAUUGUGAGGAGUUUCAAAGAAAUAUCAGCAAUGUUCUGAAUUCCAUAGUGAAAGGUAACCUCAGCAACAGAGAUAAGUUUCAUCCGGAUGACAAGAUUCUUGAAAUAAUUAGGGAGCCUUUGGAGGCGGCUGAGCUGCGAAGUUCGUUGAUCAAGGCUCAUUUGAAGAGAACUAUCGACAGCCACAAUGCAUUAAUGGAAAACUUCGGAGAGAGCACCUCGGACUCGAACAGCAGAAACACUUUUUUCGACAAGUUUGCCAUCUUUUUGAAUGAGUUCAAGAAAGUGCAUGCCGAAAAUGUGCAAAAGGAAGAAGAGGAACGCACUUAUCAGUUGAAGAAACAGGCAAUCGAAAAGAAGGAGAAGGCGAGAAGGGAAAGAAUUGCUGGAAGUCCCGGAAAACGAAAGUCCAAGUUGAUUGUGGCUAUCAAAUCUAAUGACCUGGGAACAGCAGAGGAGCCGAAUCGUACUCCAGAAGAUGAAAAUAACGAUGCAAAUGACGAAGAGGAUGAGGAAGAUGACGAUGAUGAAGAAGAAGAAGAUGACGACGAUGAAGAUGACGACGAAGAUGAAGAUGAAAUCAAGAGUGACAAGGGAGAUCUGGAAUCUAUUCCAAUUGACGAGCUUUUGAGACAACUUAAAAUGGUUUCGAGCAUUAAUACUCGUAGCAGGCGAGUUGAAGAUAAGUCAAUCAUUCAGCGUGAGUCAACUGAUGAUUUGCUAGAUUCAAGCAGCGAACCACUGAGUGGAAACGACAUACCUUACAAAGAAUACCUGAAUGUGAAUCUGUUAAGACGCAGAAUGACUACGAGGAAGAAGAACCUCGAAUUGACGAAUAAAAGUGACAAGGUCGAUCUGAUUAUGUUGCGAGCACAGAGCAUGCUCCAAGAUUUGCGAAACAACGCCGACAAAGAAAGCGAAACUGGGAAUAUAUAG
Molecule: messenger RNA, 5157 nt
Organism: Sungouiella intermedia
Lineage: Eukaryota; Fungi; Ascomycota; Pichiomycetes; Serinales; Metschnikowiaceae
Source: the annotation of a GenBank genome assembly